Triplophysa dalaica is the source of this 3328-nucleotide messenger RNA. RefSeq names its product tubulin tyrosine ligase-like family, member 10 (gene ttll10). Lineage: Eukaryota; Metazoa; Chordata; Actinopteri; Cypriniformes; Nemacheilidae. Bases 23 to 2065 code for a protein of 680 amino acids. Gene Ontology annotation, biological process: protein modification process. The record is from RefSeq and is a predicted model, not a curated record. The transcript is spliced from 12 exons.
GUCAGGCACUGUUGCAAAUCUAAUGGAAAGUCCUGUUUCAUCUGCGCAGAUCCAUGCCGGUUGCUGGGGAGUGACGGUGAUGUCAUUAGUGAGCUUUGUAGAGCCCCAUCCGCCCGGAGAAGAGCAAGAUGCUGGACGGAGACCGGACCAACAACAUGUCCUGCAAUUGACGGAGGAUCAGGAACGAUCAAAUGAGAAGGAGAUGGACGACACGUUAAAUGCUGAGGGUGAAGUGAAUAAAGAUGAACAUCAGAAGGAGAACAAGGAGGUAUGGAGAAAAGGGGCCACUCAGAAGAUACACAGACGUCGUUUGAAACAGCCGGAUGGAACCCUGGCAGCGAGUGUCUCAUUUGUUGAGCGGGACAGACACAGGCGUCUUGAAGAGCCCCGAGGUCCUGGACCCUUCUUCUUUUUUGGAGGGAACAAUGGGGCCUCCAUAGUUGUUUCAUAUUGUGAGAGUCGAGGCUGGCAGCGUAUAUAUGAUAAGAACAGACUGGACUACAAACUGAAGUGGUGUGAAACCAAGUCACCUGCUACCUACUACAACUUCAAAACAGGUGGCCAGUUGCUUUACCAGAUACCCAAUAAUAAAGUCCUGACCACUAAGAUAGGUCUGCUGAACAGCCUACGAGAGUAUGAGAGAGUCAGUAGCAAAGUCAACUAUGGGCGUGUAAACAGGAGAAUGAAGAUAGAGGAUUUUUUCCCUGUCACUUACCGUAUGGAUGUGAAAGAUGAGAGAGAUGUCUUCUUUAAUGGUGUAUGCAAUGACAAAGGCAGCAUGUGGAUCUGCAAGCCAACAGGCCUUAACCAGGGACGUGGUAUAUUUUUAAUGAGGACACCAGAAGAAAUAGCAGCAUUCAGAGAAAGACUGCAGGGCACAAUGGAACAACAGACAAACAAGAGGUCACCUCUCAGUUUACCACAAGCACGGAUUGUUCAACAGUAUAUCCUGAAGCCCUUGCUACUUCAGGGGAGGAAAUUUGAUGUGCGGUCGUACUUUCUGAUUGCUUGUACUUCACCAUACGUGGUGUUUUUUCGCCAUGGUUACGUCCGAUUGACAUGUAACCAUUACGACCCCAAUUCAGACAACAUCACAGCUCACCUUACCAAUCAAUACAUGCAGAAAAAGAAUCCUCUCUACAGUCUACUAAAGGAAGAGACGGUGUGGUCAAUGGAGCACUUUAAUACCUACAUCAAUGAGACAUACAUGGUGCCUAAGGGUCUGCCUAAAGAUUGGGCUCUGGGUCCUUUUGCUAAAAGGAUGGAGCAAAUUAUUAUGCACUGUUUUCAGGCUGUAAAACCAAAACUGGACUGCAGACUCGGUUUCUUUGACCUAUUUGGUUGUGACUUCUUGAUUGAUGAGAAUUUCAAGAUCUGGUUGCUAGAGAUGAACUCUAACCCUGCCCUGCAUACUAACUGUGAAGUAUUGAAAGAAGUUAUUCCCAGCACAGUCACCGAGACCCUCGACCUGGCUUUGGAAAUCUUCAAGAAGUGUUGCUGUGGGCAGAAGCUGUUGCCCUUAAACAAUCAACGAGACUUUGUAUUGCUGUAUGAUGCAACACCAGCAUGGAAAUCAACCAAUAUGGGCGGCAAGUGUCCCAUUAGUGGUAUCACGACAGAACCUCCAGCCAAACGUCUUGCAACUUCUACUGUGUCUGUUUGGUCCAAUACCAGCCCACUUUCACAACAGCCCAUAGAGUUACCAUACAGACCUUUAGGUGGAGCUGCCGUGACGAAGAAGGCUCGGAUCCCCAGAACUCAAGAAACGAAUCAGCUCCGACCCCACCAGCCCAAACCUGCUCGUGCUCGUGUGGAGCUGCACCUCAGCAAGUGCACCUGGCACGAGCCAGUGACUUCCAACCUCAAUGUUCCUCCACACGUGCUGCCUGUGAGAAGUGCUAUCAGGUCUCUGUCUACACCAUCCCUCAGCAAAGCCUCUACACAAGGAGUUGGAGCUCAAAGCAUGCUGAUAGACAACAGGGACCAUAUAAGCUGCAACCUGAAGACAUCCAAAAUUCAUUUUGCUCAUGUGGACAAAAGGGAGCCCAAAGAAAAGGAUGGAUGAUGAAAAGAUGACAAACUGAGAUUCUGACCAGGUUUUCGCAGAAGACUCUACAUCUGACCUACAGUAACCCACCCUCUGCUUAUGACUAAUAUGCUGUUCCUCAUCAACAUCAUUGUUUCGAUAAAUUGCCACAUGGUGUUUUGAAAGUAGGCUUUUUUAAGAUCCCUUUUCGAUGUUUACAUUUUUAUUUACGCAAUAAGGUCUGUGGGUUCUGGCUAUUGUCAAUGCUGCGUUGGAGACAAACCUCUUGUCAAACGCAAUGGCACAUUAAAAAGCACCAAAAUGCAAAAGAGUAAUUGAAUUCAUGUAUUAAAAGUAGAGAGCAGACUUUGUUUCAUAUCAUUUCGUCUUGUGGUAAAAAAAGAAGUACAUUUUAUGUUCUCACAUAUGUUAGCGCCUCGCCAAUCUGUACUUGAAGCAUCUUGCGUGAGGUCAUUGAUCUUGAGGUCUUGCUGUCGCCGUGUUUAUCGAUUUGAUAGCCGAGCUAAGAGGUCAGAUGUCCAACUUCAUACAGACUUAUUUUCGAAUUUGAAGUCUUGCAAUAGUCACGGCUAAAUGCUGGAAUACACUACAAGACUUAAGCUCAGAUUUUGCCCAGAUUUUCAGUCUGGACUUGUUGCAGAAAGUCUUCGCUAGUCUGCAGGUUUUAUUGCAUAUUGUGUGAUGCCCUGUUUUUCUCUGCAAACUUUCAAAAAGUCUGCAAGUGUGUGAUGUCUAGUUUUUUUCGUCUGUUCAGAUUUUAAAAGUUGUGUAGUGUAUUCCAGCCGUAAGGCGCAGAGUGUCUGCACACAUUUCAGUUAUGACUGAAUUCACAAUAGUGAAAAGAAUGUCUGAUUUAGGGCUGUCACCAUAUCCAAAUUUUUUAAGGAAUACUGUCGGUCAGAUUCAUCUUUAACAAUAGAAAAGUUAAUGGAUUCAAUAGUUGAAAUGCGAAUCUACUGGUAUGUGAUGGAUUAAACCGGUGGGGUGUUAUCUGCCAUAUUAAUCCUAUUGGAAUAAUUCCCAAAGCUAUAAAGCUAUCAACCACAUCUCUGGCAACAUUCAAAAAACUACUUAAACCCCAUCUCUUCUGUGAAUAUUUGACAAAAAAAGAAUAAUAAUAAUAACCCUUUUUCUCUCAACAGGUUUUUGUUGAAAGCAGUAACUUUGUAUUGGCACCUAUUGUAUCAUUGCUCCUGUAUGACAUAUCGCGUAUUGCUCCCUUAACUCUUUGAAAGUCACUUUUGAUAAAAGCAUCUGCUAAAUGACUAAAUGUUAUGAAAA